Mangifera indica (mango) is the source of this 2043-nucleotide messenger RNA. RefSeq lists its product as uncharacterized. The transcript is spliced from 4 exons. Lineage: Eukaryota; Viridiplantae; Streptophyta; Magnoliopsida; Sapindales; Anacardiaceae. Bases 82 to 1662 code for a protein of 526 amino acids. The record is from RefSeq and is a predicted model, not a curated record.
UGAUCCAUCCUUCCUAUUUUACAAUCUCUCUCUCAAUCAUCAAUUAAAGGUUGCACUUGCAGUCUCUUGAUCGCACAGCGUAUGGAGCUCGUCGCCAAGGCCAAGGCAGUGAAACUCCGCAGCCAUCUCGACAAGUAUCUAGUAGCCGACGACGAUCAAGAAACCGUCCGUCAAAGCCGAAACGGGUCGUUAAAGAGAGCCGUGUGGUUAGUCGAGUUAGUUGAAAAGAAAGACACCGUGCUCCGUCUCAGAAGUUGCUACGGCAAGUACUUAACCGCUUCCGAUCUUCCCUUUCUUCUCGGCAUGACGGGUAAAAAGGUACUCCAAACUCUACCGGGGAAGAAGAUGGACUGGAAACUUGAGUGGGAGCCAAUAAGGGACGGGUUUCAAGUAAAGCUCAAAACAUGGUGUGGAACUUUUUUACGUGCAAACGGAGGAACGCCGCCGUGGAGAAACACCAUCACUCAUGAUGACCCGUUUACUGGUUCAGCAAAGAACUGGGUUCUGUGGGAUGUGGAGGAGGUGAAAUUACCUGAAACGGUGUCGUUGAAGGAGUAUUGGUCGUCAGUUUCGAGUUUUUCUUCGGUCUCCGAUGAGGUUUUGGAGGUUUUGUCCGAUGAUCUUUUCGGUUCAGAACCAGAAUCCCCCAUCUCAGAUGUUUCACCUAAGCUGAAGUCCUCCAGAUUCUCACUUUUUUCGAGCCAUUCGCCCAAAAUUUCAUCAACAAAUCAGCCGAUCUCUAAAUUUAUCCACCACCGAAGCAGGAUGGACUUCUUUCACAACGCCAAAACAGUUCGUCUCCUUAGCCACCACGACAAGUUUCUUGUUGCCGAGGAAGAUGAAGAAUCCGUAACUCAGGAUCGCAACGGAUCCUCCGGGAGUGCUAAGUGGACUGUCGAGCUUGUUCCUGGAACGGAGAACAUAAUUCGUCUUAAAAGCUGUUAUGGGAAAUAUCUCACCGCCUCCAACCAGCCGUUUUUGCUGGGUAUGACGGGUCGGAAAGUGAUUCAGUCUCUGCCCAGAAGGCUUGACUCUUCCGUUGAAUGGGAGCCCAUCAGAGAAGCGAACCAAGUGAAGCUCAAGACACGUUACGGUCGUUUCUUGAGAGCCAAUGGGGGCUUGCCGCCUUGGAGAAACUCUGUCACUCAUGAUAUUCCUCAAAGAACAGCUACUCAAGAUUGGAUUUUGUGGGAUGUUCAUGUGGUUGAUCUUCUAGUUCAAUCUCAUCAAGCAACUCCAGCCCCACCAGCCAUUCCUCAUUCGGAUUCUCUGGAUUUUGAGUCCAGUUCACCUACUGUAACAGCCAAACCUGGGAAUUUUUCAAGACAAGAGUCAAAUGAUUCGUAUGUGAGUUCGCCACCAAAAUCCGAGGGAAGGAAUAUAUACUAUCACGUUGCCGAUGAGAGUGGACAGGUUGAUGAUGAUGGGACGGAGGGUUAUUCUUUGAUCUUUAAGGGAACAGGAGUUGAAGAAUUGACUCAAAAAUUGAAGGAAGAUCUAGGUCUUGAGGACAUCGUUGUGUGUACUCGAAGUCCUUUGAAUGGAAAGCUUUUUCCCCUCCGGCUCCAACUUCCUCCAAACAAUGCUGAUAUGCAUGUUUUUGUUGUUCCAUCAUCUUCAAAAGUGGCCAAAGAAUUUGCAAAACAGGGGACCCAAUCAUAGGAUGCAUUAUGUGGGCAUCAUAGUUGUAUGCAAUGUAUUCACAACUUCAUACUCUGUACACACCGAUUCAGCCUUAUGAAUAUAUGCUAGUUGAAAGCAUCUUGCUUUAACCUAUUGGGACACUGCCGGAACUUCAAUGCCUCAUGGUAGGAAGCAUAAGGAAAUGAGACCCCUUGCCGCAGCCAAGAUUGAUUACACCGCUAUAGCGCUCCUAUUAUUCUUCUCAACUUUGCUCAGUUUAGAAGAAUGAUUAAAUUCGUUUGUUGGUUCAUUGAUCAAUUUUGUUUUGGCCAAACUUUUCAUUAAGAAAAAUGUAUGGUUUUGCAGCCUUGUAAACUGUAUACUCAUAAAAUCAUAAAUGUAAUAUGUUGGCCCUUGAAA